ACUACCAUGCAGCGGUGAAAAAUCACACUGCGCCGGAUGUCGAUGUGGUCAGCACUGCCGUGUCCAUAAUCGUUAGCACGAUUAGCUUCCAGCAUGCCCGAGAAAUGGAACGGCAAUCUGAGCGCGGGAUGCUGCCAUCGACAGACGAUACAAUUCCCAUGGGCCUUCCAGCUAAGCGCGCAAUGUGAGUAUGGUUUUUUAUUUCCCCUUAGACGCCGGCCCGUCCGUUCUAGCUCCGAUGACGAGGAUGCCGCGCGUCCAAGCAAACCCAAAAGGCCUUCUGCAGCAACAUACGCACGUGCGCCCUCCUCUCUGUUCAGUGGCAUUAGUCCAUCACGUCCAGGGCCAUCAACAAGCAACCGUAAGUAUCGAUUUCAUACUGCCCCUAUUAAACAGUAAUCGCGC
Messenger RNA from Dicrocoelium dendriticum, 405 nucleotides. NCBI's taxonomy places the organism in Eukaryota, Metazoa, Platyhelminthes, Trematoda, Plagiorchiida, Dicrocoeliidae. The record is from the annotation of a GenBank genome assembly.